CCAGGCUCUGACAAUAGAACAGGAAUUUGGAGACCACUGCCCUGGCCUGGCUUGCAGGAUCAAGGGGCUUUGGCUAGAGCCACUACCUGUAGAGCUCCUUCCCCUCCUGGUCUGACUGGCAGAUCAGGUCCCAGUCUCUCCAGGUAAACACUCAAGGCAAAGAAUGAUAAGUGUGCCCUUUCUUCCUGCCUUCCAGCUUGCACGAGCCACUGUUCGUGAUCCCAAGACAGGUGUGCUCACUGUCGCCAGCUACAGGGUUUCCAAAAGCUCCUGGCUGGAGGAGGACGAUGACCCUGUUGUGGCUCGGGUGAAUCUGCGGAUGCAGCAUAUCACAGGGCUAACAGUGAAGACUGCAGAAUUGUUGCAGGUUGCUAAUUAUGGAAUGGGAGGACAGUACGAGCCACAUUUUGACUUCUCCAGGAAAGAUGAGCAAGAUGCUUUCAAGCGUUUAGGGACGGGGAAUCGUGUGGCCACGUUCUUAAACUACAUGAGUGAUGUAGAAGCUGGUGGUGCCACCGUCUUUCCUGAUCUGGGGGCUGCAAUUUGGCCUAAGAAGGGCACAGCUGUAUUCUGGUACAACCUCCUGCGGAGUGGGGAAGGUGACUACCGAACAAGACAUGCUGCCUGCCCCGUGCUUGUGGGCUGCAAGUGGGUCUCCAAUAAGUGGUUCCAUGAACGAGGACAGGAAUUCUUGAGGCCGUGUGGAUCGACAGAAGUUGACUGACAUCAUUUUCUGCCCUUCGCCUUCCUGGCCCCACAGUCCGUGUUGUCUUCAAGUUCAAUGUGACAGACUCCUGUCUAUGUUCCAGUCCCAUCAGGCGGGUCUCUGGAGGCGUGAAUGUUUUGUAUGGAGUAGAGAGUGGACUAGGGAAGGUCCUGGAUGACCUGGGUCCCAGCCUCUCUGGCCAGCCUAUGCUAUCUCUGGACGCUCGGGUAGGGAUGGAGUAGAGUCAGGUGGUCUGCACCUAGCAAGGUGCUUUUGUACCUCAGAUGCUUUAGGUGUGAGAUGUUUCAGUGAACCAAAGUUCUGAUACCUUGUUUACAUGCUUGUUUUUAUGGAAUUUCUAUUAAUGUGGCUUUAACCAAAAAUAAAAUGUCCCUGCCAGAAGCCUUAAA
This is a messenger RNA of Odocoileus virginianus texanus, 1116 nucleotides long. NCBI's taxonomy places the organism in Eukaryota, Metazoa, Chordata, Mammalia, Artiodactyla, Cervidae. The record is from RefSeq and is a predicted model, not a curated record.